Messenger RNA from Vanessa tameamea, 3576 nucleotides. It is a transcript of the gene CASK, whose product is annotated as peripheral plasma membrane protein CASK. Gene Ontology annotation, molecular function: ATP binding; signaling receptor binding; protein kinase activity. The record is from RefSeq and is a predicted model, not a curated record. Bases 457 to 3273 code for a protein of 938 amino acids. NCBI's taxonomy places the organism in Eukaryota, Metazoa, Arthropoda, Insecta, Lepidoptera, Nymphalidae. Gene Ontology annotation, cellular component: plasma membrane; cell-cell junction. The transcript has 23 exons. Gene Ontology annotation, biological process: intracellular protein localization; regulation of neurotransmitter secretion; protein phosphorylation.
AUCCAUACAGUUGAAGCUUGCAACCCUUGGUAAAUGUCAAAAGUAAAUAGAAAAUAAGAGAUGGGAAAUUAUUUUACGAUGAUUUAACUUUUUAUUCUAAUAUUAAUUAGUGUGCACGUAAUUUUAAUAAUCUUUUACUGUAUAUCUUCAACGUCGAUGUUUUUAUUGUGAUAAAACGUAUUUACAAGUUUUGGAAAAAAUGAGCGAAUAAACGCAGUUUUUCACCUUUUUAUAAUGCACAAUUUGCGUCUAAUCACCGUUUAUUGUACUAAUUUUGUAACGAAUGCACCAGAUAAUUAAAUCCAGUAUAAUUUAGUGUUUAAUAUAAAGUUAGAACUUGUAAUAUUUAGAUAAAUUGACCCUGGGCGUAACCUUUUAACUUUCGGGGUUGAGGCGACGCGAAUAUGAUAUUUUACGCGUUUUUCUGAAAUAUAGUGUAUUGUGUUAGUGGUAAAAAUGGCUGAAGACGAGGUCCUGUUCGAUGAUGUGUAUGAGCUAUGUGAAAUUAUUGGCAAGGGACCAUUCAGCCUUGUUCGUCGAUGUGUGCACCGGCAAACAGGACAGCAGUUUGCCGUGAAGAUUGUGGAUGUAGCUCGUUUUACAGCUAGUCCUGGAUUAAGCACUGCUGACUUAAAAAGAGAAGCUACAAUAUGCCACAUGCUCAAACAUCCUCACAUUGUGGAGCUUCUGGAGACUUACAGUUCCGAGGGGAUGCUGUAUAUGGUUUUCGAAUAUAUGGAUGGAUCUGAUUUAUGUUUUGAAGUGGUUCGUCGGGCCACAGCUGGAUUUGUCUACAGUGAAGCUGUAGCAUGUCACUACAUGCGUCAGAUCCUGGAGGCGCUCCGCUACUGCCACGAGAACGACAUCGUGCACCGCGACGUGCGGCCGCACUGCGUGCUGCUGGCGGGCCGCGACAACUGCGCGCCCGUCAAGCUCGGCGGGUUCGGCGUCGCCGCGCAGCUGCCCACGCCCACCGCGCACCGCGCGCCGCCCGAACUGGUGAUGGACAAUCGACCACUAGUGGGUCCUAUGGGCCAAGCAUAUCUCAAAUCAGAUGAGUAUGGUCGCAUUGGGACUCCGCAUUACAUGGCGCCUGAAGUAGUUUCGAGUCAACUGUACGGGAAACCAGUGGAUGUAUGGGCAGCUGGAAUUUUACUGCACGUUUUGCUCGUGGGCUACUUGCCAUUCACUGGGACGAGGGAGCGGCUGUUUGAAGCUAUUUGUCGUGGCAGAUUACGCUUCGAUGCACCUCUUUGGGACGACAUAAGUGAUGCUGCCAAAGAUCUGGUGCAGCGCAUGCUGACGGUCGACCACACACAAAGAAUUAAUAUACAAGAAGUUCUAAACCACCGAUGGAUCAGGGAUCGCGACAAGCAGAACCGCAUUCACCUGUCGGGCACGGUGGAGGAGCUGAAGAAGUUCAACAGCCGGCGGCGGCUGCGCGCGGCGACGCUGGCGGCCGCGUCCGUGGACGACGACGACGACGACGACGAGCAGCCCGCGCGCCGCCAGGUGCUCGUGGAGGAGGCCAACGCGGCGGCUGUUAAUCUUAUAGUAGAAUCGCUAGAUGAUGUAGCAGUCCUUCAAGAUGGACCACCAGUUAUGGACCCGGACCUGUUCCACAGCGUGUUGGAUGAUCUGCAAUUACGAUCUUUACUAGAAGUGUACGACCGCAUCGCGUGCACGGUGGUGGUGACGAGCGGGCGCGCGCCGGCGGCGGAGGGACGCGCGCGCGCGCGCGCUGCGCUCGAGGCGGCCGCGCGCCUGCGCUCCGGCGCCGCGCCCGCCAGCGCCGCCGCCGUGCACGACCUGCGCCGCCUGCUCGCCGCGCCGCAUGUCAAGGCCCUACUACAAGCACACGAUGUGGUCGCGCGUGAGGUGUACGGCGAAGAGUCGCUGCGGGCUUCUCCGCCUCCUGUCAACGGCAGAGCUCAGCCUCCGACCGAAGAGGAGGAUGACACUGAACCCGAGUUUGAAAACGUGACCAGAGUGCGCCUCGUACAGUUCCAGAAGAACACCGAUGAACCCAUGGGUAUAACGUUGAAGCUAGCAGAUGACGGUCGAUGCAUCGUGGCACGCAUUAUGCACGGUGGCAUGAUUCAUAGACAGGCUACAUUGCACGUUGGCGAUGAGAUCAAGGAAAUCAACGGGACGCCCGUCGCUAAUCAGUCCGUUGCACAACUUCAAAGGAUGCUGCGAGAGGCUCGCGGUUCGGUAACGUUCAAGAUAGUACCGUCGUAUCGAUCUGCUCCGCCUCCUUGUGAGCUAUUCCGGAUAAAGCCUUCGCCCGUGCUAAUAUUCGUUAGAGCACAAUUCGACUAUGAUCCUCUGGAAGAUGAGCUCAUACCUUGCGCACAAGCAGGCAUAGCCUUUAACACUGGAGACAUAUUGCAGAUUAUAAGCAAAGAUGAUUCUCAUUGGUGGCAAGCUAGGAAAGAUGCUUCAGGAGGUUCCGCUGGUCUUAUCCCGAGCCCAGAGCUCCAAGAAUGGAGAGCAGCUUGUGCAGCAGCAGAAAGAUCUAAUACGGAUCAAGGAGCUGAAGGCUGCGUGUCGCAUACCGAUGGAUGCGAGAAUACAGUCAAUUGUUCGAUAUUUGGACGAAAGAAAAAACAAGCAAAGGAUAAAUAUUUGGCGAAACACAAUGCCGUCUUUGAUCAGCUCGAUGUUGUUACUUAUGAAGAAGUUGUUAAACUUCCCUCUUUCCAACGAAAGACCAUAGUGCUUUUGGGUGCACAUGGAGUCGGUCGUCGUCAUAUCAAGAAUACGCUCAUUGCGCGUCAUCCCGACCAAUAUGCUUAUCCUAUACCACAUACGACUAGACCUCCGCGUACCGAUGAAGAAAACGGCAGACACUACUACUUCGUAACUCACGAUGAAAUGAUGGCUGAUAUUGCUGCAAAUGAAUAUUUAGAAUACGGAACUCACGAAGACGCAAUGUACGGAACUAAACUGGAAACUAUCCGUCGUAUCCACUCGGAGCGUCGUAUCGCCAUCCUGGACGUGGAGCCUCAAGCGUUGAAGAUCUUACGCACUGCAGAGUUUGCGCCGUACGUCGUGUUCGUCGCAGCACCGUCUUUGAACAACGUUGCUGAUUACGACGGGUCUCUGGAAGUGCUGGCCCGGGAGUCCGACCAGCUCCGCCGGACGUACGGCCACUACUUCGACAUGUCCAUCGUCAACAACGACAUCGACGACACGCUCGCCCAGCUGGAGGCCGCGCUCGCGAGGAUGCGCUCCUCGCCGCAGUGGGUGCCCGUCUCCUGGGUGUAUUGACCUACCGACUGCUACCUGUAAGUCAUACCGCCGUUCUGAAAUAGACUUUAUUCCGCUAAUCUUACAGUUUCUUUUUAAACGUAUCGACGUGUCGAUCGUUACAUUUUGGACUUUGGAAUUCAAGUACAUUUUCGUGUUUGUAUGUAUUCAAUCGACAUGUCGUUUGCUUGUAUAUCAAAUUGAAGUGGGUCCUCCAGAGACGCUUGGUUUCUCGUUGGCGAUCUAAAAUAGAUUUGAUAUUACGCCUAUAGUUUAAUUUUAAUCUAUUUCUCGUUACGACGAUAAUCUCAAUUUCAAUCUAAA